AUGCUAAAAAAGGUUGAAGACACUCUUGGUCAUAUGACAAUGAUUAUCAAUAAUAUCCUCAAAGCAUUUUUACCAUCAAUAUUAGAUAAUAAUCAUGGUCAUGUUGUAACAAUUGCCAGUGGUGCUGAUUUAACAGGUGUAUUGGGUCUUGUUGAUUAUUGUUUAUCAAAAUUUUGUAGACAUGAGUUGCACAGACUGAAGAAGAUCGGUAUAAAAACAACUGUUAUUUGUCCAAAUUUUAUUAAGAUUAAUAUGUUUGAUGGUGUUACUACAAGUAUAGCAUCAAUAGCAACUCAAAUUGAAUCGCAAGUAUUAAAACAUUAUUUUAUUGCACUAGUCAAUCUCAUUCGUGGUGGUCCUUCAUUAAAAGAUCUUAAUUCAGAAAUUGUUCUCAUUACCGGUGCAGCUAGUGGACUUGGUAAAGGUAUUGCUCAACAACUGGCUCAUCUUGGUUGUACACUUGUUCUAUGGGAUAUCGAUGAAGUUAAUAAUAUUCAUGUUGCAGAAGAACUGAAUACAGUCACUAAUUCAGAACGCAUUCAUGCUAUGAAAUGUGAUUUAACAAAUAAGGAAAAUAUUUAUGAAUGUGCUAAAAAGAUUCAAGAAACUGUCGGUCAUGUAACAAUGAUUAUCAAUAAUGCUGGUACUGUUUCAGGCAAACAAUUAGUAAACUGUAGUGAUGCAUCGAUUCGACGUACAUUUGAUGUUAAUGUUAUCGCUCAUUUUUGGAUUCUCAAAGCAUUUUUACCAUCAAUGUUAGAACAUAACUAUGGUCAUAUUGUGACUAUUGCAAGUGCUGCUGGUUUAGCUGGUGUAUCAGGUUUGGUUGAUUAUUGUUCAUCAAAAUUUGCUGCUGUUGGUUUACAUGAAGCUUUAACACAUGAAUUAUAUGGUUUGAAGAAAUAUGGCAUUAAAACAACAGUUGUUUGCCCAGGUUUUAUUAAUACAGGUAUGUUUGACGGGGCUACUUCUACUGACUUAACACCGCUAUUGGAUCAAGAAAAGGUUUGUGAUGACAUCGUGAAAGGUAUUCGGCAAAAUAAGCAUUUAUUAAUUAUACCAAAAUCAUUGACGCUUUCGGCUAUUCUGAACAGAAUUGCACCAAGAGCAGCCGAACUUGAAAUACAUGACAUGAUUGGUCUUCAUAAAUCAAUGGAUACAUUUGUUGGUCGUGAAAAGAAAUCAACUUAA
This is a messenger RNA of Rotaria sordida, 1191 nucleotides long. The record is from the annotation of a GenBank genome assembly. Lineage: Eukaryota; Metazoa; Rotifera; Eurotatoria; Philodinida; Philodinidae.